AUGAGCUGCUUCGGUUGUUGUGGUGGUGAGGAUUUCCGUAGAGUUGCUGAAACAGGACCAAGGCCAGUGCACAACGCAGCAGGUUACAAUGGAGGUCACCAUCAAAGAGCAGAUCCACCAAAGAACCCGCCUGUCAUUCAGAUGCAGCCUAUCUCUGUUGCGGCCAUUCCGGCUGAUGAACUGAAGGAUGUAACCGAUAACUAUGGUUCGAAGUCCUUGAUCGGUGAGGGCUCGUAUGGAAGAGUGUUUUACGGUGAUUAUUGUCUCUUAACUUUGCAGGAAACAAAAAAAAGCCUGAAAGCACAAGUUUCAGAUUUCUGA
Microthlaspi erraticum is the source of this 321-nucleotide messenger RNA. NCBI's taxonomy places the organism in Eukaryota, Viridiplantae, Streptophyta, Magnoliopsida, Brassicales, Brassicaceae. The record is from the annotation of a GenBank genome assembly.